Dictyostelium purpureum is the source of this 1500-nucleotide messenger RNA. RefSeq lists its product as uncharacterized. The record is from RefSeq and is a predicted model, not a curated record. The coding region runs from base 1 to 1500 and encodes 499 amino acids. Gene Ontology annotation, molecular function: lipid binding. The transcript is spliced from 3 exons. Lineage: Eukaryota; Evosea; Eumycetozoa; Dictyosteliales; Dictyosteliaceae.
AUGAUUAAAUUAUUUGUAUCAUUAUUAUUAUUAUCUAUUUGUAUUAAUAGUUCCUAUGGAUUUUCAUAUCCAGAAGAAGGUGCUUAUGUUGGAAUCAAUUCAAAUUUUAUUUCAAUUUUAACAAACGAGUUUACAAGUUUAUUCCAAAAUCAAAUAAAUUCAUUCCAAGUACCAGAUAUUAGUGGAAGUGUAGGAAGUGAUAAAUAUGAUUUUAGUUCAAUUUCGCAAUCCGUUCAAUUAAGUGGUUUUUAUUAUACCCAAACAGGAUCAGGUCAAUAUCAAAUUGGAUUCCAAAGUAUUACCUUUUCAAUUCAUACUGAUUUUAAAGCAUGUGUACACAAGAUGGUUGAUGGCAAGCAAAUUGAUCUCUGUGAACAUGGUAAUGUUAAAAUCAAUUCCCAAGCAACUAUUUCAAGCACUUCAAAUGUAAAUGUUGUUUUUGACACCUCAUCUCCAUCCCUUACAUGUUUAUCAACUACUAUUAAUGUACCAUCAAAUGGCAUUAAUUAUGAAGUUGAUUGCACAAGUAGAAUCUGUGAUAAGACCCAUGAUAUUCGUGAUAAAAUCGAACAAGAUUUUAUUCCACAAGUUCAAACUUCAGUUACUACUGCAAUUAAUGGUAUGAUAAGCAAAUAUGAAACAUUUUUUACAACUUUAAAACCAUUAAAUAUUUUAUUUAAAGGUAACGAAUUAUUUGUAAAUUCCGAAGGUUAUUUAAUUCAAUCAAAUAUUUCAUCAGCAUCCUUAACCCCAACAUUACUUUAUGCUAUUAAUGGCGGCGUUGUUGUAAAGAAUUCUAAUGGUCAAUAUAUUUACCCAUCACAAUCACCAAAUACAUUGCCAUCUUACAUUGCUGUUGAGCAAUUUUCAAGUGAUGUUUCAGUUGUCUUGACCCCAUUCUUUUUUGAAUCACUAGUCGAUGCUGGUCUUGAUAUUAUGCUUCCAUUCGAAAUUACUGAAGAAAUGGUACCACCAUCAUCCCCAAUUCAUUUAAAUACAUCUGAUCCAUUCUUUAACCAAACUGCACCAGGUCUUACUGCUAAAUAUCCAAAUUCAUUAAUAUCAGUUUCUCUUAAUUCACCAGCUCCACCAACCGUUUCCCUCAAUCAAACUGGUAUUUUUAUUCGUACUGCUAUUAGUGCCGACUUCUAUGUUGAAUCUUUAAACACAAAAGAAUUCUCUGUUGUAUUUUCAUUUGGUAUUGAGCUUACACCAACUUUAAAACAAGUUUCAAAUGGUUUCAACAUUUCAGCCACUCUUGAUACAAUCGAUGUUUAUUCAGCUCUAGUUUCAUUUUCAAGUGUUGGUGAUGUUGAUACUACUGGUUUCAUUCAACUCAUUCAAUUAAUUCAAGGUUUCAUUCAAGUUCCAAUGGUUACUAUUCAAAAUCCAUUAACAACUUUCUCAAUUACCUCUUUAUCUUUUUCAGAUAAUAAUCAAUAUAUUCAAAUUUUAUUAAAUUUAUCAAAAGAUAUGUUAUCACAAAUUAAAAUAAAUUAA